AGACCGGAAGCACUUCACUGAAUUGGUAGUGCAUUGUGGGAAGACGGAAAAAGGCUCAAAAAGAUCAUACGCGAAAGCGACGAGUGCACGUUGGCUGGUCACCAUAAAUUACAUUUACUACAAAAGGAACAUAAGAACAAAACAUGUCUAUCGGCGUCCCCAUAAAAGUCCUCCAUGAAGCAGAGGGACACAUCGUGACCUGUGAGACCAACACUGGAGAGGUGUACCGGGGCAAGCUGAUUGAAGCUGAGGACAACAUGAACUGCCAGAUGUCCAACAUCACAGUUACCUAUCGUGAUGGGAGAGUUGCACAGCUGGAGCAGGUCUACAUACGGGGCAGCAAGAUCAGAUUUCUGAUUCUACCAGACAUGCUGAAAAAUGCCCCCAUGUUAAAGAGCAUGAAAAACAAAAACCAGGGAUCUGGAGCUGGAAGAGGCAAAGCAGCUAUUCUAAAAGCACAGGUGGCUGCACGUGGUCGAGGCCGUGGAGGAAUCGGCAGAGGCAACAUUUUCCAAAAGAGGAGAUAAACCACUCUGGAUGUUCUUUCCUUUGUUAUAUAGAUCUGUUUUUAUUUUUUGCCCCUGAAUUGGAUAUCAUGGUUCUUGUUUUCAAUGUUGCGCAGUUUAUUGCUUCAUUUUCAUUUUUUAUGAAAAUAAAUUCUAAAAUGUA
Boleophthalmus pectinirostris (great blue-spotted mudskipper) is the source of this 669-nucleotide messenger RNA. It is a transcript of the gene snrpd3l, whose product is annotated as small nuclear ribonucleoprotein D3 polypeptide, like. Gene Ontology annotation, biological process: spliceosomal snRNP assembly; RNA processing. Gene Ontology annotation, molecular function: RNA binding. The record is from RefSeq and is a predicted model, not a curated record. NCBI's taxonomy places the organism in Eukaryota, Metazoa, Chordata, Actinopteri, Gobiiformes, Gobiidae. The transcript has 4 exons. The coding region runs from base 144 to 527 and encodes 127 amino acids. Gene Ontology annotation, cellular component: U12-type spliceosomal complex; SMN-Sm protein complex; catalytic step 2 spliceosome.